UUCGCAGCUCCGGGAUUUGCACUUCUUCCCCGGGGCGUCUCCGGUUUGAUGAUAAGGCCAUGGGGAUUCCCUACCGCCGUAGCGUGCUGGGUGUGCUCCUGUGGCUGGCUCUGCUGGGAUUCGGCCGCCCGGCGUCGGCGAACGUGGUCCUGAUGGGCAGCGACGUCACUCUGUCCUUCGCCGCCGUCGAAGCUAACUUCGCUCCGCCGGUUAAAGGUUCUGGGGUCUGCGGCGUGCUGUAUCUUGCGGACCCGAUUGAUGCGUGCUCUCGAUUGGCGAACGAGGUCUCCCGGUUUCGAAAUGCCAGCUCCCCUUUUGUCCUAAUUGUUAGGGGAGGAUGUACUUUCGAAGAUAAAGUUAGGAGAGCUCAAAAGGCCGGAUUCAAAGCAGCUAUUGUCUAUGACGACAAAGCUGAGGGCAGCUUGGUGCCAAUGGCUGGAAACUCAGCUGGGAUAAAAAUCCAUGCUGUGUUCGUUUCUAAAGUUUCGGGGGAAUUACUUCAAAACUAUGCUGGUUCAACUAAUGUGGACCUAUGGAUACUUCCAAGCUUCGAAGACUCAGCUUGGUCAAUCAUGGCUAUUUCAUUUAUUUCCCUUCUUGCCAUGUCAGCAGUUCUUGCCACGUGCUUCUUCGUCCGUAGGCAUCGCAUAAGACGAGAAAGGCCUCGAGCUCCUCGUGUUAGGGAGUUCCAUGGAAUGAGCAGUCGCUUAGUGAAAGCAAUGCCGAGUCUCAUAUUUACUGCUGUUUUAGAGGAUAACUGCACAUCUAGGGCAUGUGCCAUAUGCCUUGAAGACUACAAUGUCGGAGAGAAGCUCAGGAUUUUGCCGUGUCGUCACAAGUUUCAUGCAUUAUGUGUCGACUCAUGGCUUACAUCGUGGAGAACUUUCUGCCCAGUUUGCAAGCGUGAUGCAAGAACUAGCACAGGCGAACCCCCAGCAUCUGAGAGCACGCCAUUGCUUUCAUCGAGCCCUGCUUCUGUGGCUUCCUCCUCUGCUUUGUCUUCUGCUAGAUCAUCAGUGGCAUCAUCGUCAGCCAUCCAAAUAGCUAGAGCGUCACGUCCUCCAUCCGCUUCUCGUACUCCAUCUCUCUCGAGCACUUAUUUGCAGCAUUCUCUUAGGUCCUAUAGACAAUCUUCUCCCCUGAGCAUUAGCCAUAGCUCUGUUGACCUCAGGAAUGCAUCGUCUCACCGGUCUCAAGGAUCCUACUUGGUCUCUCCCUCUCCCCACUCGCUGGGUUAUCCCCCUAUAUCACCUGUCAAUUCAAGAUACAUCUCACAUUACAUUCCAAGCCCGAGCAAUGCUUCUGCAAGUUUUGUCAGUUCUAGUCACCAUCAUCACCCGUUACACCACAGUGAAUCAGCUGCAAGUUUCUCACCUUUUGCGUCCGCUCAGUCCCUUCCAGGGUGUUGAUUGGUAUUUGGUUCAUAGCAGAUUGCCUUUACUGCUUGCUAUCCAAUCCAGUCUCCAAGUCUCGAGCAAUAACCCAACGGUAUCGCUAAAUUAUGCCGGAUUCAGUUCAUACAUCUGUGUACAUGUCUUGAUUAGGUCUGAACCAGAAUGUCACAAGCUUCCUUCCCAUUGUAAAUUGUACCAUGAGUUUGAGUUUUUGUUAUCUGUUAAAGUGACUGACAUGGUCCGUGCACAUUACGGCUCGUUAUUUUUUGAUACAAAGUGUGCGAGUGUAUGAUGGCUGUGCAGAUUUAGUUUUCUA
This is a messenger RNA of Syzygium oleosum, 1710 nucleotides long. RefSeq names its product receptor homology region, transmembrane domain- and RING domain-containing protein 2-like. The record is from RefSeq and is a predicted model, not a curated record. The coding region runs from base 60 to 1409 and encodes 449 amino acids. The transcript has 4 exons. NCBI's taxonomy places the organism in Eukaryota, Viridiplantae, Streptophyta, Magnoliopsida, Myrtales, Myrtaceae.